CCAAGGACUUGGGCCAUCUUCUUCUGCUUUCCCAGGCCAUAGCAGAGAGCUGGAUGGGAAGAGGAGCAGCCAGGACUCUAACCGGCUUAUGGUGCCUUCUUAUAAGAGAACUAAUUCCAUCAUUAAGAGCUGACUAUCACCACCUCACCUACACCUGAUCACAUUAAAAAGGUCCUGCUACCUAAUACCAUCAUAUUGAGGAAGAGGGCUCUAACAUGUGAAUUUUGGAGGGACACAAAUAUUCAGUCCAUAAUAUUUUUCAUCUAACUCUGUGUGUCUCUUUUUCCUUUCACAAUUACAUUAGUAGAACAGUGCUUGGAGAACCUGGUUAUCAUUCAGUAUUUUCUCAAAAAGUUGUAAUCACAUUUCCAUGUUCCUGACUGUAAAAUGAUAUCCUCAGGUUAAGCCAGUGCUUGGAAACCUCGCAUCCCAUACUAGAGUGCCCGGGAUUGAGUUCCACCUCUGCUUCCCGCACAGGUACCUGGGAAGGCAGCAGAUGGUAGUCCAAGUUGAUUUCCUGUCUCUCGAGUCAGAGAGCCUGAUGGAGUUCUGGGCUCUUGCCUUCCCUGUUGCUCGGCCAUAGCUAUUAUGGGCAUUUGAGGAGUGAACCAAUAGAUGGAAGGUCUCUUUCUCUUUUGCUCUCUCUCACUGUCUUUCUCUCUCCCUCUCUGUCACUCUUUCAAAUAAAUAAAUAUUAAAAGAAUAUGUACAGGUUUUCUGUCUUUUGUAGGUUACGACCAAUCCAGAACAUUUUGAAAAUGGUAGUAGUUAGAUAUAGUUAAAAGAUCAUGCUUUAGGUGCACUGGCCAUUUAUCAGUGAUAUGAACAUUGAUAACUUGCUAAACCUCUUUAAGAUUGCUUCCUCAUCUGCAAAGUGUGGGUGAUAAAACCUGUUUCAUCAAGUUUGUCACAAGCAGUGAAUGAAAUGCCUACGGAAAUCACUGGCUCAUGCUCUAUUCUCAGAAGGAGGCUGUUUCUUUCUCUUACAGUUGUGGACCAAAGAACACUGUGAGAAAAUUGAAGAGUAGCUCUGUGACAUCAAGUUUCGAAAAUUAUUGCAUCAAUGAAAUAUAUAUGUGUUGAAUUUGCAGUAUGUUUUUUUGCAAUAACUUUCAUAAGUUUGUAAAACUAGAAUUUAACCUUUCUAGGUUAAGCAAAUUCCCUGUUAGAUUAAAUGAUUAAAGUCAGUGGUUUCAUGGUAUCCACGAGGGAAGGCCUUUAAUUUGUCGUUUUGGGAAAUUGCAUAGAGUCAUGUGUCCUCUCACAGCGGAGAUACAUUCUGAGAAAUGCAUCGCUAGAGGAUUUUGUGUUGUGCAAACACCAUACAGUGUACUUUCCAAACUGAGAUGGCUUGGUGUCACUAGGGGAUAUAAUUUGAUGGGAUAGCCAUUAUAUUUGUGCCCUGUCAUUGAUAGAAUUACAUGAUACUAGAAACAUGAAAUUUAUUGUAUUUGUUUCAAGGACACAUAACUGAGAGCUUUGCCUGUUUAUGUAUUGUAUUCUUUCUUGAGAGGAGAUAUUUAUAGCUGUAUAUUAACUACUUAAGCAGUCUAAGCAGAUUUUUGGCUACAAUUAAAAACUGGAAAUGUUUCAGAAUAGUUUUAGGGUCAAGGGUAAGGUAGAAAUCAAUGGAAAUGUGCUUUCAGGUUGCAUCAGUUUGGUUUCCUGAAGAGUUUGACGUGGACUACAAGGCUAUUUCUUCAACUGUUAGUAGUAAUGGGAUUUAUUUUCUAUCUGAAUUUGGGCCGUUGGCUUAAGCAAAGACAUCAGGUCUUCUGCUGUUAGAAUAGAUCUCUGGAACAAAAAUAGAUUCUACUUUGUAGGUUUUGUUUGUAGCAAAAUGUUGAGUCAGUUACCUGAAGACAAUCCUCAAGUAUAGUGGGAUAUCACACUUGAAAUACAUGGAGAGAUCUAGGUAAAGGACAUAGGUACUGAACUCAGCAAAGUCUAAUGGUGCAAUGUUAUAUUCAUGUUUAUGGAGCCUGUAGGUAAUAUGAACUUUAGUUCAUGCUGCCUGUUAGAUAUUACUGUAUACUUGUUCCACUGAUUCAUUUAAAAUACACAUGAGUUUUACAUGUUUAAAGCUCUGUUCUAUAUAGAGGUGGUUAGGAGAGUGAAUAUGUGGUCAGUGUCCAUCAAGAACUUAAACUAGUGUGUGUAUGAGGGGUGUUCAAACUGUUAAUGGAAAAUUCAUAUUAUAAAUUUCAAACCUUUUGCUCCCAGAUUAACUUGUGUUUAAUUCCAUUCUUCCAUGCGUUUUCUAAAGCAACUCCAUAUUUGUGUGCAUGUUUGCUUGUAGGAGGAGGGUCAGAUAGGAAGAAUUAAACAAGUGAAUAAAUUUCCAUAAUGCAAGACAAUACUAUUAAGACCCUCAGGAACAGAGAAGGAGGGGGGAGAGAGAAAGAAAUCUGAGACUUUGGUCCUCCUGUGAAGGGCAAGUUCACACUUUUAUAUCAGUUGGAAGGCAGCUUUGCAUCUGGGCUUAGAGGUAGAUAGGAGGAGUGACUGACACAGAAGGAAGACUGAGCACAAAGGCUAGGAAAGAAAGGGUUGAGUAAUUUCACUUUAUCAUAGUUUAAGCGGAUUAUAAACAGAUUAAAACCUAAAUGCUAGGCCAUUGCCUUGGCUCACUUGGCUAAUCCUCCGCCUGCAGCGCCGGCACCCCAGGGUUCUAGUCCGGGUUGGGGCACCAGGUACUAGUCCCGGUUGCUCCUCUUCCAGUUCAGCUCUCUGCUGUGGCCCAGGAGGGCAGUGGAGGAUGGCCCAAGUGCUUGGGUUCCUGUCACCCACAUGGGAGACCGGGAGGAAGUACCCAGCUGCUGGCUUCAGAUCUUCGCAGGGCUGGCUGUAGCAGCCAUUAGGGAUGUGAACCAACGGAAGGAAGACCUUUCUCUCUGUCUCUCUCAUUGUCUAUAACUCUCUCUCUCUGUCUCUCUCUCUCACUGUCUAACUCUGCCUGGCCAAAAAUAAAAAAAAUUAAAAUUAAAAAUUUUAAAAAACCUAAAUGCUAGAAUUAUGUGAUUUCACAUUGAAGUACAUUUCACAUAGUAUGAUUUUUAAAUUGAUAAAGUUGCAGAAAGGAAGAGAAUCCAAAGUUUGCAACACUGUUUUUCUUUAGAUUCUUUAAAACUCCCUGAGUUUCUUAACAUCAGUACUGUUGGUAUCUUGGACUGGCUAAUCCCUUUUGUGGGAGAUGGUUAGCACCAUUCCUGGCCUCUGCUCAACUGGGCCUAGGGUUAGGCAAGGAACCAGCAAGGGCACAAUAUUUAAGGAGGCACUCAUUGUAAAUUUUAAUUCUGCCCUUCUACAACCCUGCAAGUGAGUGCCUCCUUAAAUACUGAGCUCCUUGCACCUUCCUUGCCUCUGCCCAGUACUGGCACUGGCUCUCUCCUCCCAGUUGUGACUGCCACGUGUGUCUCCCAACACUGCUGACUGCUGGGGGACAAAAUCACCCCUGAUUGAGAUGCGCUGUAGUCUUUCUGAAGUGACUCAGCGUGUUUCUUGUUUUGUUUUGUUUUGUAGAAUGCCAAGAGGAGCAGCCAGCAGUGUGACCUUUUUUGUACUCAGUGAUAACUAAACACAGGUGUACUUUGGGUGGUGAGUGAGUGGCUGAGACACUUGGGAAGUGAAGGUCUGAAGAGAGAGCUGUGGAAAGAAAGCACUGAGUCACUUUUAAGGGACAAUGCUUUCCUUUGAAGCCUUAGACCAGGGGAUCUUGGAAACCAAAGGACUUUAGGAUUCUUUGUGCCAAGAGAGCUUCCUUGUAAUCUGAAGUGUGCUCUACCUCUUUUCCUUUGUAUUGCCUUCACGUAUCACUCACAAGCUAUAGUGAUUAAGAUAAAGUUUCCACCUUUAAUCCAAAGAAAUCUGUUCAAGGGGGCAUCUGUCAACAGGUGAUUUAAGGUUCAAUUAGAAGAGCAGAAAUGCCACCAAUGCCAAGUGAGCCACCCCAGCACCCACCUCCUGAUGGAGGAUGGGGCUGGGUUGUGGUCGGAGCAGCUUUUAUCUCCAUUGGAUUUUCGUAUGCAUUCCCCAAAGCCGUCACAGUAUUCUUCAAAGAAAUUCAGGAAAUAUUCCACACAUCCUACAGUGAAAUAGCAUGGAUAUCAUCCAUUAUGCUGGCUGUUAUGUACGCGGGAGGUCCCAUAAGCAGUGUUUUGGUGAAUAAAUAUGGCAGCCGGCCGGUGGUGAUGGCAGGAGGUUUACUAUGUUGUUUGGGAAUGGUCUUGGCCUCCUUCUGUACCAGUGUAAUACAGCUUUACCUCACUAUGGGAUUCAUUGGAGGUUUAGGUUUAGCCUUCAACCUGCAACCAGCCUUAACGAUAAUUGGCAAAUACUUCUAUAAGAAACGACCCAUGGCCAACGGAUUGGCUAUGGCAGGAAGCCCUGUUUUCUUAAGUACAUUGGCUCCUUUCAAUCAGUACCUUUUUAACACUUACGGUUGGAAGGGAAGCUUCUUGAUUUUGGGAGGUAUACUUUUGAAUGCCUGUGUGGCUGGGUCACUCAUGAGACCCCUCAGACCAAAACAGACUACUUCUAAUUCCACGAAUAAGAUUGGCAUAAGAACAGAAGAUUCAAAUCUGCAGAAAAUCCAGAAGAAAACAAUGUCAGAAAAAAUUAAUAAGUAUUUAGACUUUUCCCUUUUUAAGCACAGAGGAUUUCUUAUAUACCUCUCGGGAAACGUCAUCAUGUUUCUGGGCUUUUUUGCUCCCAUCAUAUUCUUGGCUCCUUAUGCUAAAGAUCAGGGGAUUGACGAGUAUUCUGCAGCUUUCUUGCUGUCUAUUAUGGCUUUUGUUGAUAUGUUUGCUAGGCCUUCUGGAGGGCUAAUUGCAAACUCCAAACUCAUUCGACCCCGAAUCCAGUACUUCUUCAGUUUUUCAAUCAUGUUCACCGGAAUAUGUCAUCUCCUGUGCCCUCUGGCAACAGACUACACAAGCCUGGUGGUGUAUGCUAUAUUUUUUGGCCUUGGAUUUGGGAGUGUUAGCAGUGUUCUCUUUGAAACGCUUAUGGACCUGGUUGGUGCUCCAAGGUUUUCCAGUGCUGUGGGACUUGUCACAAUUGUGGAGUGUGGGCCAGUUCUUCUUGGCCCUCCUAUUGCUGGUAAAUUGGUGGACAUAACUAAAGAAUAUAAAUACAUGUACAUAGCCUGUGGGGCUGUUGUGGUAACAGCAAGCAUUUGGCUGCUGAUUGGCAAUGCUAUAAACUAUAGAUUGCUUGAACGGGAAAAGAAGAUGGAAGAAGCACAGAAGAAGAAAAUGCAGGCGCUUGACUCCAAGGAAUGUGAACCCUUGCACAAACCCACACAUGAUGAUGAAGUUACUGUCAAGGUUCCACAAACACAGGAUGUUCCUCCAUCGGAAAGAGAAACCAAUAUUUAACAAGAGUCACGUCUCCAGUUCAGUGUUUAUGACUUUGCUUAGGAAUGGGUUUUUGUGUUUUCAAAUAUUGGAAAGGUUUUUAGCUGAAAUGAGGAGUCACAGUGAAGGGUGAAGAUGAGACUGCGGCAAGUUUGAAAUUAGUUUUAAAAACUUAUGUGGGUAGUUAAACGUUGAGAAUAUGCAUACAAAGAAACUACGUGACAGAUUUAUUUCCAAAUACGACUCUGGGUGUGGUGGUUAUGAUACUAAUUUCAAAGUCUUCCAGGUGACUUCCAGUCUUGGUUACUUAGAAAGAUCUGCAUCCUGAACCCCUGUGUAAGUAGUUAGGAAGAUGUUUAACCCCAUAAAUGAGCCUCUUCUUAUUUCAUUUUUUAUUGAACAUUAAGGUAUAAAAUAGAAUUGAAGGGACAAGAAUUCUCUCCUGCACACACACACACACACACAUUCAUAUCCAAAUGUACAGAGUACCUGGAGAACAAGAUAAAUAAAUUUAAAAAGAAUAUUAUCAUAGUUAUUAUUUUUUAGUAAAAAACAAUCCAUGGUGACAAAAGAAAUGUAUAUCUGCAUGCUACUUUACAGUGUGGAUUUUAAACAUAAGCACAUGAGUCAAAAUGAGAGUGACUAUAAUUUUAAAAUACAACAGACUGCUGUAACAAAGCAUUUGCAUAAACAAAAUAAGUUUGAUAAAGAAAAGAGAAAUCUCAGUUUUAAAUCAUUGUUACUCCUGGGUAUCUUUAGACUUGAUUAAUCCAUGCACAUGACUUCCUUGUGGGUGGUGGUGGAUCAUCAGCACCUGAUGUUAUAGAGCCCUCAAAUAAUUUUUAGAAUUCUUAUCUAAUGUGAGAAUCAAAUUAAACAUUCAAAUGACACCUAGCAAUGAGUUAUGUCCAGUGAUUUUAAAAGUACUUUAAUAAUUCUUGAUCCAGAAAGUAAUAACCAGGGAUUUAUUUUAACCAGGCCUCAAUCUAGAUUCAAUGUCAUACUGAAAUAUCAAAGUCGAGUAUUCUGGAGACAUAGUUAACAGGUUUAUAAAUAGACCAAAUGCUCAUUUUCCCUAUCACAUAGCAGUGUCAGAGGUUCCGCUUUGAAGAAUUCAACUGCCUAAAUGUGGGAGGUGGCUUUAAUGAGCCUUCUAAGCUUUUACUCCGUCACUGAAAACGCCUGGUAUGAUAGGAAUGGCAGCAUUUGAAAAUUCUGCCCUCUCCUGGUGAGGUUUCCUGCUGCCUGUAAACAUAACUGAACUAGGAAUCUGUUCAGAAUGGCUUCUAGAAGUACAGACUGUGUGUGACUUACAGUUGUAAGUUUACUUUUAUCGUAAUAGCCAGAAGCUUGAAAUAUUGCACGCCAGAUUGCUUUAGCAGUUUCUCAUUUUUAUAUCUAUAUGAAAACAUCUGGGAAUCUGAAUCACACUUGUAUACAGGGGCAUAUGAUAGUUCUGUGCUUUCAAACCUAUCAAUAUCAUUUUGAGUGAGAAAGUACUUUCAAACAAGAAAGAUAUUGUGCAUUAUGGCUAAAAGUACAAAUAUGUAUAUCUAUAAAUCUAAGAUUUAAAUUAAUAUGAUUGAUAAAAAAGCAUUUAGUGCUUAAUUAUUGCAGUGAUGUCACUCUUAAGAUGUCAAAGGGAAUUUGCUGUUCCUUUUUUAUUAUUAUUAUUAUAGUAGAAGCAGGUGCUAUUUGUAACUCCUGUGAGAUUGCACCUGGAUACCAAGCUUUCGUAGUAGUUAACAUUAAGGAUUUGAGUCACGAAAUUUAUGCACUGAUUAAGCAUGCAGCUGAUAUUUAGGAAGCUAUAUAAAAUUCCAUUUUUCAUUUAAUAUUGCUUUAUGCAUAUGAAGAAGUAUUUGUAUUUUUCAAUUAUUAAAUAAAAGAAGAUGUGCCAACAUCAUACAUACAUAAAUCAGGAAAAUGUGGCAGGAUAUGGCUGUUUUUAAUUUAGUCUCACCCAUCCUUGAUUCUUGAAUUAGCUGUCUUUUGUUGCUAGUGUUUUCAUAUUCAACUCUGAUUCGUCAUAAGAAAUACAACAGCAUAAAUUGUCUAAUACUUCUCCAGUUUAAACAUUUCCAGAACAUGUUUUUAAUUCUCUUCAAAUAUACUUUUAAAUUAAUAUAAAUAUCAGACCCCAGGGGAAAAUAAAUAGAAGAGUAAUGAUCACAGGGUUUUAAGUCUAAGGAAAUCUAAGAUUUCCGUUUUAUCACCUGUCAGUGAAGACCUGCUGUUGGAUGCAUUCCAGGGGACUUCUCCGUGGAGAUUUACUUACUUCCUGAUAAGACAGGUCAAAACCAAUUCACAUUUGCUUUGCUGCUCUUUGGUUAUAUUCAUUAAUUCUUCAUUUCUAAGACAAUGUAUUAAGUUAUUAGAGAAGAAAGAGAAGUAAAUUUGCACAUUCAAAGCACAUGUGUGUGAAGUGCAUAGUCACUUCUGGCAGUAGUACUGUACUGUACAGUUAUAAAUGUGUUAACUCCCAUACAUUGAUGUUGAAAAGUAAACCACUACACACUUGAAAUCAGUGCUAUUUACAGUAUUCAGAAUUGUUCAGGAGUCAUGUAAAUGAGUCUGCUUGUUUCUUUGCUCCAGCCUAUGAACCUGAUAGAUAUGUUGACUUAACAAAGUCUUUCAAAGAUUGAGAAAAGAAUAUCAGCACAGAAGUUUCAUUAGUACAUAAUAAUAUAAGUGGAGUUUGAAAUAUAGGUUGCUUUUGUGUCUACAACAAUUAGUACUGAAUGUAUUUUCCUCUAGAAAACAAAAGGUUUUGGAUGUUAAAGACAGCAUGAAGCAUUGUCAGAGUACGCCACUAAAAUCCUUGCUAAGCCAUAAUUCUCCAUCCUGAAAUUGUGCAGAAGGAGAGUUGUCAUGAACUGGUUCCCAAAUUAUCACUAGCUAGUUUCAGUAUUUUCCCAUUUGCAUUACCUGAGCAUCUUAUAUUUUUCACUAUUGGGCCUUAAUUAUGCCUCAUUAACAGGAAUUGAACAAUGACUAGGGACUUGUCCUGACCCACCCCCUCCCUCUUCCCUGACCCUUUUUGUUUCCAAACAACACACUUUAAGGGAUAAUGGGUCAGGUUCUAGUGUAUUUCACAUUGAACGAUGUUUUCUCAGCAUAAGUUCACAUGAUUUUUACGUUUCACUUCUUAAUUUUCUUUCAAAACACUUUAGAAAAAAAUUUCUCUUUUAUGUAGAAUAUUACAAAUGUUUAAGAAAACAAUAAAAAUCAGUUUAAUAGGGCAAAAGGAUGCAAGUGCGAAGGGAACUAAUAUGUACAUGCCAUGCAUUUUGCUUACAUAAUGCCUUUUAAUACUCAAACCAAAGCCAUGGUAGAAGUUAUUAACUUGAUAUGAGAGAUGAAUGAAUGCAAAAACACACGUUCAAAGAAGCUAAGAAAAUUGUUCAAAGCUAAAAGAUAGUAUAGGACAGAACCGAAUGGAAGCUCAGGUUUAUCUAAAAGCAGAAAGAGCCCCUAAAAGCUCUUUCUAAAAGCAGAAAGAGCACCAUCACACUGCCUCCUAAUAGAAGCAAAAGUAGGUAAAAUAUAGGCACAGAAAUGUAAAGCUAUGGAUAAGACAAUUAGGUAUAAUUGUGGUUUUUGUUAUGAUUUAUUAAGUUUUUAUAAGAGACUGCACUUGCUAUAGCCUGAAUAUGUAAUAUCCAAUUGACUUGUUUUCCAGCCAAUGCAAAUUAUUUCAGAUAUUGAUUGUGAUUAUACAAUAGCCAUGAUUAUUUUAUUGUGAUUUUUCCUCAAAAAAUCAGUGAUACAUGUAUAUGACUCAAUCAUAACAUAUUUUACCUGAAGUUGAAUUUAGAAGGUAAAUUUUGCUUUUGUGAAUAAGUAAUUCCCAUAUUGGUUGUUGUUAUAACUCAAAAAAUAAAAAAACUUAGUACAGAAUAUUUGAUUUAUAAUUUUCAUAAAUAUAUUUUUAGGAUUAUCCUAAGUUAUCUAAGAAAAUGUUAUGAAGUAUAAAUGAUUUGGUCCAUCUAGAUAGUACCUACGUUUUUCAUUAGUUAAUACAACUUCCCCUACACUAACUUGCUUACAGCUUCCUCUGAACAUCUGUAGUAUCAUUUUCCUCUUGCCCAUGUGUUUUAGUGAGAGAACAGGUGUCUGUUUUUGUCGUCUCCCUCUGGAGUUGUGAAGUUCUUAGAAUGUGAUUCUCCUUCCUUACCUAUUUUCGGAUGGUGCACAUCCAAUGCACUGCAUUUUUCACAAAGUCAUCCAUGAUCUAUCUGGUCUUAUUCGCGAUUUGCCCUAAUGGCCUUAUUCCUGAAGCCAUGGCCAGGGCCACUCAUCUUCACAAAUACGAGCACCCAGGUGACAACAGAUUUGAAAUUUCCUGGUUAAGUGAGGUCCUUAUAUUAUAGAAGAUUCUUUUUUGUUAAUGUGAGUUUCCUUGUGCAAGACAUGCAUAAAAUUGAAUAUAAUUUUAAGGAAUCUAGAAAACCUGAUCUUCCUGUUCUUAGCACUUAUUGUCCUGGAAAUUUCUAAUUUUAUUCAGGUGCCUGACAAUUUUGAGAAUUGAAGUUUACUUCAGUUCACAGCACUGUACCACUGCAUUUCAUCCUGUAGGUUCUGACAGUGCAAUGACGUCACUGAUACGUCCUUCCAAGUAGAUUCUUUCCCACAACAUUCACAAUAGCAAGCAGCAUCAAAGUUACUGAAAUUGAAGAUCAGAAUUGCAUUCUUGACUCUGCUCAUCUCGUUUUUCUUAAUAUUUUGAUCUCUGUAUAUCUGUCUGUAUUAUCUGAUAUUUGAGAUCCGUGUAAAACUAAGAGGCUCAGUUAGGGAUCUUUCUGGUACAAUUAGAAAUUAAUAAUUUGCUGAACUCACAUUUUUAUGGUUCUAGUUUCUUUGCUAUCAGUUGUAUACUAUAGACCUUAGCUCUUACAAGGUUGUAUGAUGUGGUUCAUUUUAAUAUUUAUUUCAUUCUAUUUGAAAGGCACAGAGAGAAAGAGACAGAGGCAGACAGAGGGAGGUAUUCCAUCUGCUGAUUUGCUUCCCAAAUGCCUGCAACACCUGGGCCUGGGAAACCAGGUCUCCCACGUGGGUGGCAGGGACCCAGGUACUUGAGCUGCUUCCCAGGGUAUGUAUUUUCCAGAAGUUGGAGCUGGAAGUAAAGCUGGGACUCAAACCAAGGCCCUCCAACAUGGGACCCAGGUAUCCCAGGAAAUGCCUUAGCCCCUGUGCCAAGUAUUCACCCUUGGUUUAUUUUAGUUCUCUCUCUCCUACUGCUGCUGCUUUAUCAUUUCUGUGCAGAUCAUAAAAGAAUUGCUAUAUUAUUGAAAACCAUAAUUUUAAAUGUUUUCAACAGUAAAAUUAAUAUUGCAAAAAAUAAUUUUCAGGAUCGCCUUUCUUCUAUAAUCAUUUUGAAAAAUUAUUCUUCCUUUGUCUUUUAUGAUACCUAGGUAAAAUUCCUUUUGGCACUUUUUCUUCUAAUUAUGGACAUUUUUGCUUGUUUGGCGGGGUUAGGUACAUUUCCACUAUUUGUGCGUUCGCCAUGUUCUUUCAGUAUUCACAUAUCCUUGUUAGAAAGGUGAGUGGUACUUAAAUAUUUUUCAGUGAUCAUAAAUUCAUGAGCAUUUCAUCAAAUACCUCUUGUUCACAUGAUAAAGCAGACUUCUUUUGUUUCUUUGUUUUUAAUUCAAAUGUGGCAAAGUAAACUAGAGAAGCUAUAUGUGGCACUGUUGUUAUUGAACUUUCAGUAAGGCAUAAAAAGUGGGCAAAAAUUCUUUUGGGAAAAACAAAAGCUUCCAUUUUUUAUCUCAUGAAUUACAGGGAGGAAUUUUAAAAUGUACUUUUUUGACUAAAACUUUGAUUCUAUUUUUUUUACUUAUGCAUCAUAAAAGUUUUUAGUUAGAUUUGUUUUUGUACUUAUUCAUUAGGGUACAAAUUUCUGACAUACCAUUUAAUAAACUUUAUUUUUCUAUCAUCUUCUUUGUAUUUCUAACUAAAGUAUAAGGAUGUCUGGUUUAUUAAGACAGGACAUAUGAGUUGAAAUGUUUUAUUUGUCGGGCAUUAAAUAAUAGCAUUUUGUUUUAUAUUUUGUUUUUGAUAUAUUUAUCUAUAAAAAGAUACAUUUAGUUAAUUCAUUUCAUUUUCAAAAGCAUCAGUUUAUUUUGUUAGCUAUCCCCAUUUUUAUAGUAUAAAACAAGAUCACAUUCAGAAUUUUGUGUUAAUAGAUAUCAGUCCUCUGAGUAAAUACAGAGUCGGAGAUAGAACUAGGCCUUUUCUCUCCUAUCAAACUUUUUGCUCUAUUGAACAUAUUUGAAUUUUCCUAUUGGUAAUGGUGACUUACAGAGUGAAUUAAAUUUUUUCCCAAAAAUAUAUAUUCCAAACCUAUGGUUAGAAAAUUCUCUACAUCACAAAUGAAUGUAUGUCCCCAAUAAUACUCUGCAACAUUAUGUUUGCAAACUGAAUUUGAAGAAUAUUUGCUGAUUACCACAGCAGGCAAUUUUGGUGAAUCAAAAAUAAUGGGAUGAAUGAUUUUUCACCAUAUAUGCUAUCAAAGCAAUAGCAAAUUAAUUGAAAACACACCAGUAUUGUGUUCUUAGUAAUCAUGUGUCAGUAUUCCAUUAAUUUCCUAUUUUAUUUAUGUUCAUGUUUUAGAAUAAACAUUCAUUUUUUGUUCCCUAAAGUAAAAUGCCAGAUUAUAAAAUACAUACUGUUAAAUUUUUUUAAUUACUUAAUUUCAUGCAAGAAAUACUUGCCAUAAUGUGAUUUGAUGUGUUUCUUGAUGUAAAAAACUAAAGAUAGGUUAAUUAAUAAUAUGUAUCUAUUUCAGACAGUUUUAUUUUUCAGUAGUUACUUCCCCUAACUAAACAAUACCAAAAUCCACAGGAUAUUUCUGGCAACAUGUAAGAAGAACUCCUUUGAUACUAAAAAAACCAUCUAUCUCCACCCACAUCUUAUCUAAACUGAUAGUCUUUCUAAAUUUUCCUCUUUUCAUUCUCUUCCAGAAACAAACAAAAAUUUCUCCUGAAUAACAGAUUCUGGUGAAAGGCAGAUAUUAGUAGCUCAGUAGAUAUUAGGGACUCACCAUGUAGAAGUAUGCAAACACUAAUCUGUACUCAAUACUUGUUUGUUCAUUCAUCAAGGAUAUUUAGCAUAAGAAUACAUCUUAAUAGAAGUUUUGAUGAACUCAUUUGUCAAACUGUAAAAUCUUUUAUGAUUAGGGAGGGCCAUAAUUACAUCUGCAAUUUGUGAUAUAUUUAGUUAGUUUCCGUCAAACUGACAUCUGUAUGUACCAAGUUCUCAUUGUCAUUCUGACAGGUGACAGGCCUUAACAACUACAGUCAGUGUACCAACUAAAUAUGUCCCUUUGUUUGAAAUGAUGACAAAAGUGAGAUCAUACAUUAAUCAGAUACGAAUCAGGUUUAGCAAUUCCUCUGUUGAAAAUGAAAGAGAAGGAUUUUUCCCAAAUAUUUACUAAAAUUGACAUACUAUUGAAGCUUUUUAUGUAAAAACCUCCUUCCCCCAGAUACUUUAAACCAGUGUGUUAAAUAUUUCCUAGAAUGAACAAUUACCCAUUUUGAGGAUUUUUUGGAAAUAUUUUAUUUAUGACUUACAAUCUUUGAAACAAUAUCUUUCUUAUCCCAGCAUCAAAUUGGAGCAUAAAAAUAAGCUUGCAAUAUAUAAAUAUUAUGUGUAAUAAUGUUACUAGUAAAGUGUAUGUUAGGACAUUGGCAGUAGCCAUAUCUAGUUAAUAUUUGGCAAGAAUUUUUUAUUGAAUAGAAUUUAGGACUUAAUCUGUAUGAUUAUAUUUUAAAUGUAAGUUACUUUUAUGCUAUAUUUUCUGAUUUUUAAUUAAGUAAAGUCAAAAUGGUAGUUUGUUUGUUCUAUAGCUGUCUUAGUGAUCAUUGAGCAAAUAGUCAUAACAUCACAUGCUAUAUGCUAUAUCAAUGACCCUUACUCUGCUAAUGAAAUAAACAGAAGGGUAGGUUUGCUUGACAUCUAAGAUAAUUCAAUCCAAAUAACCUAAAUCACAGCUGCACUAUUUCAUUUGUUAAAAAAAAUUAAUAAAAUGUAAAGGAUUCAUUUAAAUAAAUGCCUGUCAAGAUUUUUAAAUAUAAGAAAGAACUAUAUUCUUUUUGCCUUCUGACAAAUGGAUGUAUUUAAAGUGACUGUGAUUUGAUUUUGGUAUACUUAUUUAUUUCUGGAGUGUUUUGUAUAUAUAGCAGUACUCACCUUGAGAAAUAAGACAUGUAUAAAAAAAUUAACCAAAAAAUUUAAGAACUGGCAUUUUCAUAUAAGUAUUUUGUUUUAAUGAAAUAAAAUGUAGAAUUAUUUAAAUCAGGAAUAGUUAAUAUUGUUGAUGAUUUUUAAUUUAUAGUCAGUUAAUUUUGUUUCUACUUCAUUUUUAAGCAAAUUUGUUUGAGUACUGAAUAAUUUACUACUUUUAGUUAUACUACAGUGUUAUAUAGACAUAAUAUUGUAGAAAAACCUCUAUUGUAGUUUCUAAGUUUCACUACAAAAAUUUCAAACCAAAUGUUGUAUUCUUGUGUGGGAAAACAAAUUUUGCCUGUAAUUUUCGUUUGCAAAUUCAUCUCUUUGUUACUAGACUGUGAGCUCCUUGUGGACAAGGAUGUUAUCUUAGUCAUAAGUACAACUCCGAUGCCUAGUGAAGUGCCAGAUACAGAAUAAUCCCUUUAUUGAAAUGAAUUGAUGGAUCUGGAUUAUUAAAAGACUACUGCAGUAUUCUGUGAUGUACACUGAGUGUAUAUUAGAAUAAUUCUUUGGCUAAUUGCAACAGUAAGAUAUAGAAAACACCUGUAGCAUUUUUGUUGUCUAAAAUUAAUAUUCUGUUUUUGAAGAAUUCGUUUUUAUUUUGUCAAACAUUCUAUGCAAAUACUGAAAUAUGCAGCCACUAAAUUUUUGGUACAUAUGAAUUAGUUUUACUUUCUUUACAAAAUCAGAAAUGCUCUAUUUAGGCUUCCUGGAAAUGUUGACAAUCAUUUUAAUGACCAAAGGUGCUACUUAUUUUCCAGCCUUGACCUUGAUCAUAAGUGCUUCUGUACGCUGAGCUUUAUUCUUUUUUUUUUUUUUUUGGGUGGUGGUGUGAGAGGGAGAUAAAUGCAAUAAAAUCAGAGUAUUUUUUGUGUAAAUUAUGCAAUUUAGCACUGUCAGUGUUCCUUUGUACUCUAUUGUUACUGUAUUUUAAUUAUUUCUUACUGCUCACUAAUUUUUAUUGCAAGCCUGUGCUGUUUUCUUAGAAAGUAUAUGCAUAUAUAUUUCUAUACUAUGUUUUAAAAAACAUGUUGCUUAUUAAAUUAAAAUGACAAAUAAAUAUUCAUGUUAAAUUUUUGAAAUG
Molecule: messenger RNA, 14673 nt
Organism: Oryctolagus cuniculus (rabbit)
Lineage: Eukaryota; Metazoa; Chordata; Mammalia; Lagomorpha; Leporidae
Gene: SLC16A7
Product: solute carrier family 16 member 7
Biological process (GO): plasma membrane lactate transport
Cellular component (GO): basolateral plasma membrane
Molecular function (GO): lactate transmembrane transporter activity
Source: RefSeq, a predicted model, not a curated record